This is a messenger RNA of Suillus bovinus, 2112 nucleotides long. RefSeq lists its product as uncharacterized. The record is from RefSeq and is a predicted model, not a curated record. Gene Ontology annotation, cellular component: nuclear pore inner ring; nuclear pore. The coding region runs from base 1 to 2112 and encodes 703 amino acids. The transcript is spliced from 9 exons. Gene Ontology annotation, biological process: nuclear pore organization. Lineage: Eukaryota; Fungi; Basidiomycota; Agaricomycetes; Boletales; Suillaceae. Gene Ontology annotation, molecular function: structural constituent of nuclear pore.
AUGACUUUAACAGGUGGUCGAGCCUUUGCUUUUGCUGGCAUCAGACAGCCUUGUGACUCGAAAGCUAGAAUGCGAUUUGGCGAUGCGAUGAACAAAAUGUUGUGGGCAGAAUGGCAGAGUUCUGCCAACGACUUUGGCAAUACCGUAUCACUGUUGACGCUUGCUCGGCGUUCCCUCCACGUCCAAGGCCGGAUCACCAAUAGCGCGCAGGCGGACAAAUUGAACACUGAAACCUCGUAUGUCUUGGAGAGCUGUGCGAUCGAGAACCAUCGCCGUGAGGUCGCUUUUGCUGUUGCUACCGGAUAUGAUGCAUGGUGGAGGCUAUUGGACAUCACCCUUACCAAGUGCUUCCAGCGUCUGCCGCACGACAGGCGCGAAAAUAUGCUCUUUGACUUAUUGCACGUUUUACCCACUGCAAUUCGUUCCUCUGACAUCCAGGAACCUACCGCAGUUCUGCUCUCGGAAGCAGUAUUGUCUUGCAUCACGAAGCUGCGCGAAGAUCGACGUCAUCAAGUUAUGCUACAAUCUGCCGGCGGGGACACUGACGCAGGCUCUUUGCCUGCAGAGAGACUGUUUGCGCUUCUUCGCAGCAUCCUUGACUGCAUCCUGGAUAACAACCGUUCCGAGUUGGUCCGUGGCAACCUAUACGCUUCUUUGAUCAAUUACUUCCACCUUAUUGGAGGGAGUGACCAGAGGCCUUCGGGAGAAACGUCAUUGGAGACGUUCGGGAAGCACUCGAUGUCGAUGUCAAUGUCCCUCUCCAUUCUCUCCUCGCGCGAUGAUUUAUCCCUAAAUGAUUCUCGAUCCAUGCGCGGAUCGCCAAGGCCUGCGACAAAUGCAUCUGCGCUAGAGCUUGGUACGCUGGGUGCGUUAAAAAGCGUGCUCGAGAGACUGGUCACGAUCAUAUCCCAGGACGCAAUUGAUGGCACUGAAGUUUGGAAGACUGUCGCUUUCAUGCUGUUGGACUCCCUCGCUCAGCUGUGCCGCUCGGAUAAGUCCCGCAUGUUUCUUACGUCUUUGGUUCGCUACGGGAUUUUGUCGAACUUUGUCCAAGGGCUGAAGGAAGCGGAGCCGCAAAUACAGUACGUGCUCAAACCAGAUCCAGACGAUCUAAAUCCUCUAUAUGUUUACGAGUCAAAGAUGUCCUUCUUGAUACGGAUGGCACAAACGAGGCUGGGUGCGGAAUGGUUACUUGAAGCUCGAAUUUUCCCGGUCCUGAGUCAAUGCGAGUUCUUGGAUACGAGACCAGAAGCUGAUCAGUCGUUUAUGGACCAAGACUCUUUCUUGCCUUCGGCGAUUCAGCGAUACCACCAGCUAUUCAUGCCGGCACUUCAGCUCGUUGCUGCGAUGUUGACGACGCUAGGAGUUCAGCAUGCUACUGCGAGCAGCCAGGCAUUUGACUUAUUAAGCCAUCGAGAAACUAUCAUCAUUCUUCUCAAAAAUGAUUCUGAAGAGAUUGGCUUCCUCCUGACGCUCGUUCCAAAACUUGAGCUGAUGUCAACGAAUUCUGGGUUCAGUGGUAUUCAUGGUGCUGUGUUAGGCCUUGCUGCGCGGUGCCUGGGAAACAGAAGCUGGAGUCAAGCGGUCAAACCUCAGACGGACGCUGAGGUUUUGCGAGCUAGCCUUUUUGCAUCCGAGCAUGGAUCGACUACUCAAUUUGAUCCGAGUUUGAGGCGCCAAGAACGGUUGCUACUCAAGGCUCUCGUGGAGUAUCUAGACAUCGCGCAGAAGAGGUCAUUGAUAUUCAGAGAGUACGAGAGGUUCAGGAACGAGGCUCAAGAUGAAGUUAAAAACAUGCUCGGUACUACUGAGAUGGUAUCACUAUUGCUGUGGCGCCAUCUCGUGAGCUAUGUGGAGUGUGACUUGUUGAGCAGCGAAAUCUCGGCGCCAACUAUAAAUAUGAAGAGCAUCCUCAGGCUUCUUCCACCUCCGGACUUUGAUUCGUUCAAGGCCAACGCUGGUAAACGAUUGAUUGGUGCUCUCGCGAGGUUGUCAACAUUGGAUCUAACGGUAGAUACGCUGGGAAGUGAGUGGCAAUCAUACCAAGGAUAUAUUGAGAUUAUGUCACGGAGGUUGAGGGAUACGGUUUGGUUGCAUGAGGCUCUCGAAUAG